Zingiber officinale is the source of this 3846-nucleotide messenger RNA. Its product is annotated as probable ATP-dependent DNA helicase CHR12. The transcript has 12 exons. The record is from RefSeq and is a predicted model, not a curated record. Gene Ontology annotation, molecular function: ATP-dependent chromatin remodeler activity; DNA binding; histone binding. NCBI's taxonomy places the organism in Eukaryota, Viridiplantae, Streptophyta, Magnoliopsida, Zingiberales, Zingiberaceae. Gene Ontology annotation, biological process: positive regulation of transcription by RNA polymerase II. Bases 219 to 3533 code for a protein of 1104 amino acids. Gene Ontology annotation, cellular component: nucleus.
ACCGAGCGGCACGGGUUCGACACAAGCGCCAUCCGGAUCCGCUUCGAGGUCGUCUGCUCCGCAGAGCAGAGCAGAGCAAGGGGAGCUCGAGCAUUGGAAGCGCUCGACGAAGAAGAAGGGAAAGCGAGCGGGAAAACAAGAGGAAGAAAAAACAGAAAGCGAGAACAGACCGUCAAGUUCCUCUUCGCGUUUGAACUGAAAAGGGAGAGCGCUCCUCCAUGGCUGCUGCGGAGAACCACCCUUCCCACGCUUCUGAUCGCCGCGCGGAGCACGCCAAGACCCUCGUCGGCGCGCUCAACCUCAUAACCCGCAACCUCCCUCUCCCUCUCGACGUCUUCCGAGCCGUCGCCUCUAUUUACCAGGGCGAUACACCUCCGGACGUGGAGGAGACGACGGAAGGCGGCGAUGCGUCUUCACCCGCCGAAUUGGACACGACACAUGAGGUGUCAACCAGUGGAAGUUUGAUCUCAGAGUUUGAAGAUGCCUUGUUGAAGCAGAAAAUGAAACACAUGCAUUGCUUAGAACUGGAAGAAUCAAAAGAAAAUCAUUUUAACAGUCUUAUUCAGCAUCGUCUUAAAGAGCUUGAAGUGUUACCAUCAAAUAAGGGUGAAGACUUGCAAAUGAAGUGUUUGCUGGAGCUUUAUGGCUUGAAGCUUGUAGAAUUGCAGAGGAAGGUACGCUCUGAUGUGAGUGCAGAAUACUGGUUGCGUAGAAUAUGUGCACAACCUGAUAAGAUAUUGUUUGACUGGGGUAUGAUGAGAUUCCAGUAUCCAUUUAGCAUGUAUGGGAUUGGAGAUGCUGCUGCAGUGGAGGCUGAUAGUCGUCGUCGAAAGAAAAGAUAUGCAGAGAGGUUGUCAAGAUUAGAAGAGGAUGAAAAGAACCAGGCAGAUGACAGAAAGAGGAAAUUUUUUGCUGAGAUUCUUAACGCUGCCCGUGAAUUUCAGUUACAGACACAAGCUGUUCUGAAAAGACGAAAACAGAGGAAUGAUGGAGUUCAGGCAUGGCAUGCAAGGCAAAGACAGCGUGCUACUCGUGCUGAGAAGUCAAGGUUCCAAGCAUUAAAAGCUGAUGACCAAGAAGCUUAUAUGCGUUUGGUAGAAGAAAGCAAGAAUGAGCGCUUGACAAUGCUUCUUGGUAAAACAAAUGAACUUCUUGUUCGUCUUGGAGCGGCUGUACAGCGUCAGAAGGAUGCAGAACAUGCUGAUGGACUUGAAGACUCUAGUACUCGUAAUCUUCCAGAGAUCUCUCUAUCUAAGACUGAAGGCCCUGGUGAAUUCUCUAUAGACAAUGGUGAUGAUGAGAAAGACAAUGGUGAUGAUGAGAAUACCAAAGUUUCUGAUUUGCUUGAAGGUCAACGCCAGUACAACUCUGCUGUGCAUUCAAUAGAGGAAAAGGUUACAGAGCAACCAUCAAACCUUCAAGGUGGGGAACUAAGACCUUACCAAUUAGAAGGACUUCAAUGGAUGCUUUCUUUAUUUAACAACAACCUAAAUGGUAUUCUGGCUGACGAGAUGGGUUUAGGAAAGACUAUACAAACUAUAGCACUAAUUGCAUAUUUAAUGGAAAAUAAAAGUGUCACUGGACCCCACUUGAUUGUUGCUCCAAAGGCUGUGCUGCCAAAUUGGAUUAGUGAAUUUUCAACAUGGGCACCAAGUAUUGUGGCAGUUCUAUAUGAUGGGCGCCUAAUUGAAAGGAAGGCCAUGAGGGAAGAGUACUCUGGACAAGGCAAAUUCAAUGUGAUGAUCACACACUAUGAUCUCAUAAUGAGAGACAAAGCUUUUCUGAAGAAAAUACAUUGGCAUUACAUGAUUGUUGAUGAAGGGCAUCGCCUAAAAAAUCAUGAGAGCGUUCUUGCUAAGACAAUUGUCUCAGGUUAUCGUAUACGUCGCAGACUGCUUUUGACUGGUACUCCAAUACAGAAUAGUUUGCAGGAGUUGUGGGCUUUACUUAAUUUUCUUCUGCCUACUAUAUUCAACUCAGUACAGAACUUUGAGGAAUGGUUCAAUGCACCCUUUGCUGACAAAAAUGAAGUAUCUCUUACAGAUGAAGAAGAGCUCUUGGUUAUUCGUCGGUUACAUCAAGUUUUAAGACCUUUCCUUCUCAGAAGGAAGAAGGACGAAGUGGAAAAAUAUCUUCCUGGGAAAACACAAGUGAUUCUAAAAUGUGAUCUAUCAGCUUGGCAGAAAGCUUAUUAUCAACAGAUCACUGACAUUGGAAGGGUUGGACUAGAAUCUGGCAUCAAAUCGAAGAGUCUCCAGAAUUUGUCGAUGCAACUGAGGAAGUGCUGUAAUCAUCCUUACCUAUUUGUCGGAGAUUAUAACAUGUGGCAAAAGGAGCAAAUUGUUAGAGCAUCAGGAAAAUUUGAGCUGCUUGAUCGCUUACUUCCAAAGUUACAGAAAUCUGGCCACAGAGUUCUCCUUUUCUCUCAGAUGACCCGUCUGAUUGAUAUAUUAGAGAUCUAUUUGCAGUUAUAUGGUUUUAAAUACCUCAGGCUUGAUGGUUCAACUAAGACGGAAGAAAGAGGAGUUUUACUCAAAGAGUUCAAUGCACCAAACUCCCCAUACUUCAUGUUUCUUUUGAGCACUCGAGCUGGUGGUCUUGGAUUGAACUUGCAGUCAGCAGAUACUGUUAUAAUUUUUGACAGCGAUUGGAACCCCCAAAUGGACCAACAAGCAGAAGACCGUGCUCAUCGAAUUGGGCAAAAGAAGGAAGUCCGUGUAUUUGUUUUGGUUAGUGUUGGAUCCAUCGAGGAGGAAAUCUUGGAACGUGCUAAGCUGAAGAUGGGUAUUGACGCAAAGGUUAUCCAGGCAGGGUUGUUUAAUACCACAUCUACUGCACAGGACAGGCGUGAGAUGCUACAGGAGAUCAUGCGGCGAGGCACAAACUCCCUGGGAACUGAUGUGCCAAGUGAGAGAGAGAUCAACCGCCUUGCAGCAAGAACAGAAGAGGAGUUCUGGUUGUUUGAAAAGAUGGAUGAAGAGAGACGACAGAAAGAAAGAUACAAGUCAAGGCUUAUGGAGGAAAAGGAAGUGCCUGACUGGGCUUUUUCCAAGACAAAUCAAGAAAGAAACAAGGGGAGUAUUGGCCAUAGUAAGGAUGUUCUGAGCAAUGAACUCAGCGGGAAGAGGCGCCGAAAAGAGGUGAUUUAUACUGAUUCAUUGAGUGAUAUCCAGUGGAUGAAAGCAGUGGAAGCUGGAGAGGAUUUGUCGAAAAUAGCCUCUGCAGGAAAAAGGAAACGACAGCCCCUUGAUGCAUAUGAAUACAGGGAACGCCUCUCUGAUGCUUAUGAAUCUCUUUCUGAUGAAGCGGUGGGGCAACAAAAUGUGCCUAGGAUGAAGACUGUUCAAGAUGAUACCUUGGUUGUCGAGGAUGCCAGCGAUGACUUUUUAAGCAGAACUCCAGCCAAAUACAAAUCUGGAAUCUUAUUGAACAAAAGGGACGAUGGAGACAGCGAUGCUGACAAUUGGCAAGAAAACAUUGUCACAUGGAGGACCCACAAGAGAAAACGCUCAGGCAAUGGUCUAUCCAGUUGAACAUCUGAUGUGAAUGGAUGAUACAAGGAUCAUAACCAUGUCGUGUCUUGAUCUUGAUCAGUCGAGAAAACGACAAACGUGACAAACUUGAUGUAGGUUAAUCUCCAACAACAUAGUUGGUUUCACCUAAGCUAGCACUAUUCAGAAGCUACUUUACUUUUAAAACUUUAUUAAUGUAGGUUAAUCUCCAACCUCUGUAUAUAAAUGAACUUUUCAUGUAGGUUAGAUUAUUAUUUCGACUAUAUGUAUUUUGUGCAAAUAUUCGAACGGAUUUAGCACCAUUAUGUGAUCCAUCUCGUCAGUAUUCUGCUAA